AUGGAAAAAAACUUCACCAAGAAACUCAACGACAUUGAUAUUGAGAGAAGGCUACUGCUCUCAGAAAACUGUAUAAAAGAUUUCCCGAGAGGCCAUGAAGCUUAUUUGAAGUUUAAAGACGAGGAUGGCCAAGUGUGGACAUUUCGUUGUAGAGUCCCACCAGGAGGGGGUUCGAAACCAGCCCUUUCUGGGGAUUGGUUUGUAUUUGUUCGGUCGAAGCAUCUCAAGGUCGGCGACGUCAUAGAAAUUGCCUUGGAUAGGGAGAAGGAUCAAGCUGGUGGAGAACAAUUCACAAUCAAGUUUGGGUUGUUCAAGAACCAACUGCAAGAACUUGCACAAAGAAGUUGUUUCAACCUUUCUGCGUGUGCUUGCAUUGGAGAAGGACCUGAUCGUGCGCCAAGAUUCAAAGCUUCUGUGGACUUUAAUGGUGAGAUCUUUGAAAGUCCCAGUUACUGCACUACAUUAAGACAGGCAGAGCAUGCGGCUGCUGAAGUUGCCCUUAAUGUUUGGUCUUCAAGGGGUCCUGCAAGGUCUCUAACAGCAAGAGUUCUUGAUGAGACUGGAAUUUACAAGAACCUGCUUCAAGAAACUGCCCAUAGAGCUGGGCUUAACCUCCCUGCAUAUACCACUGUGAGAUCAGGUCCUGGUCAUGUCCCAGUUUUCACUUGUACCGUGGAGCUUGCUGGUAUGAAUUUCACAGGUGAGCCUGCAACGACAAAGAAACAAGCUGAGAAGAAUGCAGCUAUUUCAGCCUGGUCUGCUUUGAAAAGAAGUACAAAUCUCAUUCCUCAUUUCUUGUUUAUUCUCAUAGUUAAUUAUAUUAUUUGCAUUAUUUGCAUAAUCAAACAAGUUCGAACAUUGAAAUAG
Populus euphratica (Euphrates poplar) is the source of this 867-nucleotide messenger RNA. Its product is annotated as double-stranded RNA-binding protein 3-like. Gene Ontology annotation, molecular function: double-stranded RNA binding; DNA binding. The coding region runs from base 1 to 867 and encodes 288 amino acids. The record is from RefSeq and is a predicted model, not a curated record. The transcript has 3 exons. Lineage: Eukaryota; Viridiplantae; Streptophyta; Magnoliopsida; Malpighiales; Salicaceae.